UGUCCAUGUCAAUCAUUUCGCCUCAGAGUGAGCGCUGCUAAGAUAACAGUGACAAUUUGUUCAUGACUCCAGCGGAAGAAUUGCACAACAUGGGGAUUGCCUGCCUCAAGAGACAGUUGUCGCUUUAAUGAAACAUUUGAAAAGUAUUUGGUCCAAUUCCUGACACUUUCCUCAAAGUUAGCCAGUGAAGUUAUUUUAUUCCUUAACCAGAGAAGGCGUGGCAUGUCAUUGGCUGGUUUGCUCUGAACGCUAGCUUGUAAACUGAAGUUAUUUCCAGUUCAGGCGGGUUCACAAGUGGAGGAAACGACGCAAGAUGAAUCAUGAAGAAACCACAACUAUACAAAAGCCACGCUAUGGAACCAUUCAGGAUGACGAACGUUUGUCAGCGGAGGAGAUGGACGAGAGGAGACGACAAAACAUUGCCUACGAGUACCUGUGUCACCUGGAGGAGGCAAAACGGUGGAUGGAGGCCUGCCUAGAUGAGGACUUACCCCCGACGACAGAACUGGAAGAGGGGCUGAGGAAUGGUGUCUACCUUGGCAAACUUUCCAACUUUUUUGCCCCAAAAAUGGUGUCAGAGAAAAGGAUCUACGACCGAGACCAGUCACGCUAUAAGGGCAGAGGGCUGCACUUCAGACACACAGACAACACAGUGCAGUGGCUCCGAGCUAUGGAAUCAGUGGGUCUCCCUAAGAUAUUUUAUCCUGAAACAACAGAUGUGUAUGAUCGUAAAAACAUGCCCAAGGUGGUGUACUGCAUACAUGCACUGAGCCUGUACCUGUACAAACUGGGCAUUGCACCACAGAUCCAGGAUCUGCUGGGGAAAGUGGCCUUUACAGAGGAAGAGAUCAGUAACAUGAGGAGUGAAUUGGAGAAGUAUGGCAUUCAAAUGCCAGCUUUUAGUAAGAUUGGAGGAAUCCUAGCCAAUGAGCUGUCAGUGGAUGAAGCUGCCUUGCAUGCUGCUGUGAUUGCCAUCAAUGAGGCGAUUGACAGAGGUCAGGCGUCUGUGACGAUGGGAGCCCUCAAUAAUCCAAAUGCAAUGCUAAGGAACGCACAUGAAGCUCUGGCCCAAGACUAUCAGGACACACUGAGCCAGGUCAAGGAUCGUAAACAGAAUAACUCAUCUGGCAGGCGCUCCUCUGUUGCAACUGAAGAAAGAGAUGUUUAUGAGGAGCUGCUGACUCAGCAAGAGAUCCAGGGCUGUAUUGACUCUGUAAACAUCCAGGCAGCAGUCAGGCAGGUGAAUGAAGCGGUGUCGUCCCAGGAUGAAGUUGCUCUGUUGGCUGCACUUCGACUUGAAGCUUUGGCCCUGCUGGGUGUUCAGGAGUCAAACAGUCUUUGGUACCUGGAACAUUUUACCUCCUACUGUCAACACACAUCCAAGGAUGGCGGGAGGGCUGUGAUGGUGGACAGAGAAGAGAUUCAGAGAGUUGUCAGCUCUUGUAAUGACUUUGCUGAGGCAGAGAAACGAAAACUUGAUGCAGUUGCAGCGAUCAAUACAGCCAUUCGUCUUGGGGAUGCUGCACAGACAGUUGAAGAGCUGAUGAACCCCGAGGCACAGCUACCGAUUGUCUAUCAAACUGCUGCCAACCUCUAUCAGGCUGAGCUCUUUAGUUUGCAGCUGCAAGGGGGGCGGUCUGGCUUGAGCCACGAGGAGCUGAGUGUAGCUGUGGAGAUGCUGUCAGCUGUGGCAGUGCUGAAUGAGGUGCUGGACACCAAAGAUCCUCAGGCUGUGAUCGAGCAACUGACGGACUCUCCUCUGGGCUUCACAAACAUGGACCAAGACAACCUCAACAGGUAUGCUGACACUCUUAUCAAAGAGCGAGAGGACGCUCUUGCCAAGGGCCAAGAGUUUCUCACCUGGAAUGAUGUUCAAAAAUGCAUCGACACAGUUAACGUCCAGGUUCACGAGGAGCAUGAACGUAUCAUAGCUAUAGCUGAGAUCAAUGAGGCACUGAGCUCUGGCGAUCAUCAGCAGACUCUUGCAGCCCUGCUCCUCCCAACAGCCAAGUUAACAGGGGUGAACCCAGCCACAGCCAAGCACUACCAUGAUGUCCUCCAACAUACAAAGCAACUCCUCUGCCAGAAUUCUGGAGAUGAGUCUGCUGUUCUGUGGCUGGACCAAAUCCAAGAGGCCAUUCACACAGCCAACCAGGAUGAAGAGGAGGCUCUCACAUUGGCUGGAGCAGUAGCUGAAAUUAACAGGACAGUGGCAGAGGGGGACCCUCAGAACACACUGCAGGCUCUGCAAGUUCCUGGUGCAGGACUGAGAGCAGUGCUCUCUGAAUGUGCCGACACAUACCAUACUGAACUGGCACAGAGACAAACAACCAGUGCCACUGAUGGCAGCACUGACAGUGUGUGGGUAAAACAUACCAUUAAUGACAGAUAUGACUACUACUAUAACCUGGAGACUGGACAGGGCACCUGGGAGGAGCCUGAUGGAUUUGAACACAAUGGUGGUCAUCUUGGUAAAGAGGAAAUCCAGAAUGUUGUCAGCUGUGUGAGUGCAGAAUAUAACAGGGAACAGUUAUGGUUGGCCAAUGAAUCCUUGGUGACCCUGCUGCAGGCGAGGAUCAGAGGUUACCUGGUCAGGAAGAAGCAUCGCAACAGGAUGGAGUAUCUGCACCAACAAGAAACACAAGUUGUCAAAUUGCAGGCUUGCUGGAAAGGUCACAAACAGAGGAAAAUGUACCAAAACAGGAUGAAUUUGCUUCAGGACAACGUUACAUCUGUUGUGAAGAUCCAGUCUUUGGUGAAAAUGUGGAAAGCCAAACGUCAAUACAAUCAAAGGUUGCAGUUUUUCAAAGAGCAUGAGAAAGACAUUGUGAAAAUUCAGGCUUUUCUUAAGGCCAACAAAGCCAGAGAUGACUACAGAACACUGACUGGAGCCAAAGAUCCUCCUCUGUCAGUGGUGCGCAAGUUUGUCCACCUGCUGGAGCAGAGUCCCCUGGACCUUCAGGAGGAACAGGAAGUGACAAGGCUGAGGGAAGAAGUGGUCACCAAUAUUCGCUCCAACCAGCAGAUGGAGAAAGACUUGAACCUGAUGGACAUAAAGAUUGGACUACUGGUGAAGAACAGGAUCACUCUUCAGGAUGUAGUGUCCCAUAAUAAGAAAAUGAAGACCAAGAAAAAAGCAAGUAAAGAUGACUUGACCACAGGAGACAGACUGGGUAUAAAGGGCCUAAAUAAAGGGAAAAGAAGGAAACUGGAGGCCUACCAACACCUCUUUUACCUCCUGCAGACCAAUCCACCAUACUUGGCCAAGCUGAUUUUCCAAAUGCCUCAGAACAAGUCAACUAAGUUUAUGGACACUGUGAUCUUCACCUUGUACAAUUACGCCUCUAACCAGAGAGAGGAAUACCUGCUGCUCAAACUCUUCAAGACAGCUCUGGAGGAGGAAAUCAGUUCUAAGGUGGAUCAGAUCCAGGACAUAGUGACGGGGAACCCAACUGUCAUUAAGAUGGUGGUGAGCUUCAACAGAGGUGCCCGUGGCCACAACACACUAAGACAGCUACUGGCUCCUGUGGUCAAAGACAUCAUCGACGACAAGAGUCUGGGCAUCAACACUAACCCAGUGGACGUGUACAAAGCCUGGGUGAACCAGCUAGAGACAGCUACAGGAGAGGCCAGCAAGCUGCCUUAUGAAGUAACCCCUGAGCAGGCCAUGUCACAUGAGGAAGUGCGUAAUAGGCUGGAGGCAUCCAGUCAGUCACUGCGGGCAGCUACAGAUAAGGUCCUGAACUCCAUUGUGUCCUCGCUGGAUAAUAUCCCCUAUGGCAUGAGAUACAUAGCUAAAGUUCUGAAGAACACCCUCCAUGAAAAGUUUCCAGAUGCCUCAGAGGAUGAGCUGUUGAAGAUUGUAGGGAACCUGCUGUACUACCGCUACAUGAACCCAGCCAUCGUGGCCCCUGACGGCUUUGACAUCAUAGACAUGUCAGCUGGAGGGCAGCUGCACUUAGACCAGCGUCGUAACCUGGGAUCAGUGGCGAAGAUGCUGCAGCAUGCUGCUGCUAAUAAACUGUUUGAGGGCGAGAAUGCACACAUGACACCGAUGAACAACUACAUAUCUCAGACGUAUGAGAAGUUUAGGGUUUUUUUCCAGUCAGCAUGUGAUGUUCCUGAACCUGAGGAGAAGUUUAAUAUUGAUGAAUACUCAGACAUGGUGACUCUAAGCAAGCCCAUCAUCUACAUCUCAAUAGAGGAGAUCAUCAAUACCCACUCGCUGCUUCUGGAGCAUCUAGAGGCCAUCUCUCCUGACCACAACGACUUACUACAUGAGCUGCUGCAGGACCUUGGAGACGCCCCUGAUGUUGAGGCAUUGCUCGGUGAGGGAGCAGUAGACCCAAAUGAUCCAAACAGAGAGAGUGCUCUGAGCCAGCAGGCCAAGGCGGAGAUCUCCCUCACCCUCACCAGCAAGUUUGAGCUGUUGGAAGGAGACGACAGAGACUUGAAGACUCUCAUGACAAAGACAAAAAAACUCAUAGUAGAUGUGAUCCGAAUUCAAUCUGGAGAGACCUUACCUGAAAUUCUUGAGACCCCAGCUUCUUCCCCCCAGGAGUCAGAACAUACUAAGAUUGUGGAGCGCCGGGCAGUCCAGGAUGCUCAGACACCGGAGGGUCUGAAGAGCAGCCCAGCAGUGCUGGAGGACAGCCAGCUUCCUCUCGAGCAGAAGAAAAGGAAGAUCCAGAGAAACCUCCGUAACCUGGAUCAGGCUGGCCUCAUCACUGCCAGUAACAAAUACCAGGACCUCAUCAACGACAUAUCAAAGGACAUCCGCUACCAGAGACGCUACAGGCAGAGGAGGAAGGCUGAGCUUGUGAAGCUGCGACAGACACUGACAGCUCUUAAUUCAAAAACGGCCUUCUACCAGGACCAGAUGAACUAUUAUGACACCUACAUCAAGACCUGCCUGGAUAACCUUAACCGGAAGAAUUCACGUCGAUCAAUAAAACAGGAUGGCAAAGGGGACAGUAAGGCCAGUAAGAAGCUGAAGCCUCAGUCUCUGAAGUACACGGCUGCAAGGCUGCAUGAGAAAGGAGUCAUCCUGGAGAUAGAAGGACUUCAGACAAACCAGUUCAAAAAUGUCAUGUUUGACAUUUCGCCCACUGUGGAAGUUGGGGAUUUUGAGGUGAAAGCCAAGUUUAUGGGAGUUGAAAUGGAAAAGGUUCCGCUACAUUUUCAGGACCUCCUACAGCUGCAGUAUGAAGGUGUUGCUGUCAUGAAGAUGUUUGAUAAAGCCAAAGUCAAUGUCAAUUUACUCAUCUUCCUCCUAAAUAAAAAAUUCUAUGGAAAAUGAGAAAGCAGAGAAGGAGAAGCAGCAGGAGGGAAACAGACUGUGCCUUCAGGCAGUACUGAGUUUGUUCAAUUUAAUUUAGGGAGGAAACUUAAGACGAUGCAGAACAGUGUUUUGUUUCAUUUAUUCUGAUUAGAUGAAUAACAGCAAAAUUAAAUGUUAUGUUAGUCUAAUUUAAUAUGUCUGUUCUGUACUUUUCAAUGUGGUGAUUGUAAAUGUCAUGUAUUUUAAGAAUUACAUUGCAAUGGUUUUCAUGUUUUGUAAGUAAAAGAUGCGAGGAAACACUGUUUUGUUCCCUUUAAGUUGAAGCUACUUUAAAUGUUUUUGAUGGAAAUUUCAGACAAAGCAGUACUGUCUGAGUUCAGAGAUGUUCCUACCCACCUGCAUGACCAGUGCCUUUUAAUUCAGAUGUUUAAAGAAACACGUUUUAAUGAAUAAAUCAUUCAAAAGCUACAGAUGAUGUAUUUUUAAUAUUAUCAGUAUAUUAAUGAUUUCUUAUGUUUAAACAAUGUUCAUAAUAAAUUACACAUAUAUGAUUA
This is a messenger RNA of Notolabrus celidotus (New Zealand spotty), 5835 nucleotides long. It is a transcript of the gene iqgap2, whose product is annotated as IQ motif containing GTPase activating protein 2. Gene Ontology annotation, molecular function: GTPase activator activity; calmodulin binding; actin filament binding. The record is from RefSeq and is a predicted model, not a curated record. Gene Ontology annotation, biological process: regulation of GTPase activity; regulation of actin cytoskeleton organization. Gene Ontology annotation, cellular component: cytoplasm. The transcript is spliced from 38 exons. Lineage: Eukaryota; Metazoa; Chordata; Actinopteri; Labriformes; Labridae. Bases 314 to 5299 code for a protein of 1661 amino acids.